AUGUCUAGGAAUUAUGACAACUGGGAUAGGUUGGUGGGAGCUGUGCUGCAGCGAGAGCGGGAUCGGGAAGUGGCCCGAGCCGAUUCAAGAAGCACAAGCUCCAGUUCCAUUUCCAUAUCAUUGGAUUUUGACGAACUAUCCUUGAGUUUGCCAAGAGAAGAACAAAAUGUUGAAAAUGGAAGAAGGAAUUCAAAAUUAGAUUCAAGUAACAGUUCUUACAUAGCCUCCUCCAGCACUAAAGAUGAAUAUAGGGGAUUGCCGAGUGCAAAACGGAUCUUGAACGAGCUCAAGGAUAUUCAGAGGGAUCCUCCUGCCUGUAUCAGUGCUGGUCCUGUAGGCAGGGACUUGUUCCAUUGGCAAGCUACUAUCAUCGGUCCUGUGGACAGUCCAUAUGCCGGUGGAAUUUUCCUACUUAACAUCCAUUUUCCACAGGGUUACCCUUUUGAGAUGCUUAAGAUUGCUUUUACAACAAAAAUUUUCCACCCAAAUAUAAACAUAAAUGGAACCAUAUGCCCUGCAAUGUUCGAGGACUUCCAACCUGCGCACACCAUUUCCAAGGUGUUACUUAUUAUUUCAGCUUUGUUGGCGGAUCCAGUCGUUGAUGAUCCUUUGGUGCCUGAGAUUGCUUACCUGUACAGGACAAACAAGAAGAAGUAUCAAGCCAUUGCAAGGAGUUGGACUCAGAAGUAUGCCUUGGGCUAG
Messenger RNA from Fraxinus pennsylvanica, 702 nucleotides. Lineage: Eukaryota; Viridiplantae; Streptophyta; Magnoliopsida; Lamiales; Oleaceae. The record is from the annotation of a GenBank genome assembly.